UGCAGGUGAGCCUUCAUCUUCAUUCAAUCAAACUCAUAACCACUUUCAAGAGCUAAGAAAGAAACAACCAUGAAGAUGAACAUCUUCUCAUUCAUUCCAAUCCUUUUCAUCAUCCUUCCCUUCUUUGUUGUGCUAUCCAGUGCUCAAGAUUUCGACUUUUUCUACUUUGUUUUGCAGUGGCCUGGUUCUUAUUGUGAUACAAAGCAAAGCUGCUGUUAUCCAACCUCCGGGAAGCCGGCCGCAGACUUCGGCAUCCAUGGCUUGUGGCCUAACUACAAUGAUGGUUCAUAUCCUUCCAACUGUGAUCCAGAUAGUUCUUAUAAUCCAUCAGAGAUAAGAGACCUUCUUGAUAGAAUGAGAACAAACUGGCCUACUCUGGCAUGCCCAAGCGGCGAUGGCUCCAAGUUCUGGGAGCAUGAAUGGGAGAAGCACGGCACAUGCUCCGAGUCGAUGCUCGACCAGCACUCCUACUUUGCAACUGCAUUGAACCUGAAGAAUCAAGUAAACAUCUUGCAGAGCUUGAAGAGUGCUGGGAUUGAACCAGAUGGUGGGUUCUACAGCUUGACAAGCAUCAAGAAUGCCAUCAGAGAAGCAACUGGCUUCACACCUGGUUUAGAGUGCAAUGUCGAUGAAUCAAGAAACAGUCAGCUGUACCAGGUUUACCUGUGCGUUGAUGCUUCAGGUUCGCAAUUGAUCGAGUGCCCUGUGUAUCCAAGGGGCAAGUGUUCUUCAAGGGUGGAGUUCCCUGCAUUCUGACAAAUGGUAUAGCACAAAUUUCGUUGUAUUGAAUUCCGAGUAUUCCGCCGUCACUCUGUGAACUUUGUUAUGUCUCAGCACCAGAAAUUUGUCAGUAAUAAUUUGCAAUCUUGAGAUCAUGAAUU
Dioscorea cayenensis subsp. rotundata (Guinea yam) is the source of this 881-nucleotide messenger RNA. Its product is annotated as extracellular ribonuclease LE-like. Gene Ontology annotation, molecular function: RNA binding; ribonuclease T2 activity. The record is from RefSeq and is a predicted model, not a curated record. Gene Ontology annotation, biological process: RNA catabolic process. Lineage: Eukaryota; Viridiplantae; Streptophyta; Magnoliopsida; Dioscoreales; Dioscoreaceae. The coding region runs from base 70 to 756 and encodes 228 amino acids. The transcript has 3 exons. Gene Ontology annotation, cellular component: extracellular region.